This is a messenger RNA of Durusdinium trenchii, 1452 nucleotides long. The record is from the annotation of a GenBank genome assembly. NCBI's taxonomy places the organism in Eukaryota, Dinophyceae, Suessiales, Symbiodiniaceae.
AUGUCAGUCCCUCCUGGCGCGGCAGUGGUGGAGUUCAAGGUGGAUCAGGGCGUUGUUGGAUUUCUGAUCGGCAAAGGAGGCGAGACCUUGCGCUCCAUGGAGGUCAGCAGCACUGCCACCAUCAAAAUCGAUCAGAGUACUAAGGAGAUGGGCUACAGCAUGGUGCGGAUCACGGGCUCUCAGCAGGCUGUCGCCGUAGCCAAAGCUUUGUGUGAUGGCCGCGUGAAUGAGAAGCGUGGCCACAAUGCACAUCGCGGAGUCCAGCCCGGAGGAGAGCACAGCCCUUUGGAGCCGGAGGAGCCGGAGGACCCAGAACGGCAGUUCAGAUGGAGGAGCAUGGGCAAGAUUCGUUUGAGAGAAGCCUCAGAAAUGGUGAAGUACAGGCUGGAUCAAGUCAAGGAAGCUGCGGUGCAAAGAGCUCCAGCAGGUGAAUAUGAGGAGCUUAGUAUUGCUCAAGGACAAGUGGGUGCGAUCAUCGGUAAGGGUGGUGAGACCCUUCGACAGAUCAAGGCUGAAAGUGGAGCCAUCAUCGUGUUAAGCCAAGAGACGAAAGGCCAGGGCUUUAGCACGGUGCGCUUUGCCGGGAACUUCGAACAAGUGGCCAAAGCCAAAGAAUUGGUGCAGAUCCGACUGGCCGAGCGCGAGCAACAGCAGAGCCAAGGUUGGGGCUGCCAAGGUGGGUCCAACCAAUGGACCGGUGGUAACUGUGGUUGGGGCUAUGGCAACGAUUGGGAGGUAAACCCACCUCCACCCAAAGGGAACGGCAAAGGCUGGGGUGGAGAGGCUUGGAAUGGUGGCUGUGGUGCCUGUGGCAGCUGUGGCAGCUGUGGCAGUUGUGGCGGUUGUAGUGGUUGUGGCGGUUGUGGUGGCUGCGGUCCUGGACCGCCAGGUGGUUGUGCAUGUGGAGAUGGCUGCCAGGGCGGGUGUCUCGGCUGUCCCAGUUGUGGUCCCGGGGCGCCCAUCGGUGGUGACUAUGAGCCGAGUGGACCCUGCGCCCAUGCAGCGGGUGGACUCCAACCUAUGGCGCCAAUGCAGCCCAUGCAAUCGGGGAUGCAAAAUGGGAUGCCACCGAUGCAGGGCAUGCAACAAGGGAUGCAGCCAGGAAUGCAACCCAUGCAGCAAGCACAGUUUUCGCAACCCAUGCAACCCAUGCAACAGAUGCAGCCCAUGCAACAGCCAAUGAUGCAGCCUAUGCAGCAGCCGAUGCAACAGCCAAUGCUACAGCAACCAAUGCAACAACUGCAGCAACCACAACUUCAGCAGCCCAUGCAGCAACCGAUGCAGUUUCAAUCGCAGCCAUUCCAACAGCAGCCUAUGAUGCAACAAUCGCUUUCGCUCCAACCUUCUAUGCAACCCAUGCAGCCCAUGCAACCUCUUCAAUACCAAGGAGCCCAAGUGGGAGCGUACCCACAGCAACCGCAGCCACAGCAGCCGGGACUCUACGGGUGCUGA